Mercenaria mercenaria is the source of this 1439-nucleotide messenger RNA. RefSeq lists its product as uncharacterized. The transcript is spliced from 2 exons. Lineage: Eukaryota; Metazoa; Mollusca; Bivalvia; Venerida; Veneridae. Bases 1 to 939 code for a protein of 312 amino acids. Gene Ontology annotation, biological process: deoxyribonucleotide biosynthetic process. The record is from RefSeq and is a predicted model, not a curated record. Gene Ontology annotation, molecular function: ribonucleoside-diphosphate reductase activity, thioredoxin disulfide as acceptor. Gene Ontology annotation, cellular component: cytosol.
AUGAAAUACGGAGCUGAUGCAAAGGACUCACAAUUGCAGUCACAGCUGUACUUGGCAGAUGACGCAGAUUCUCCCGGAGAGACUGAUCCUUCGUCUUCAAACAAUGGUUUAUUUGAAAGAAGUAAAUUUACAGCCCAAUCCAAAGUGGUGGACAUGCAGGGACCCAUAUUCCACGAUUUGUUUACAUUGAACCGUUACAUGCUGAAUGGAGUGGAUGUGAAACUAAAACUAUACAGAAACUCUCCAGCGUUUUGUCUAAGUUCGGGCGAAAGCAGUCCGGAUUACAAGAUCGACAUUUUGGAUAUCUAUUUGCUGGCUCGUAAGAUCAGAGUAAAUCCGGCAGUCAUUUACGGUCACGCGGAAAUGAUGAAAAACACGAAUGCAAAAUAUCCCUUUACAAAGACAGAAUGCAGAGUGCAAAGUAUUGCCAACGGGAGUACGACUUUUUCCUGGGAUAAUAUGUUUUCCGGACACAAACCGGAACGAGUAGUGGUAGCCUUUAAUACAUCCAAGGCGGUGACAGGGGACUAUAAAUCAAAUCCUUUCAACUUUUUGAAUUGUGACAUAAAAAGCAUCUGUUUAUAUGCUGACGGGUUGCCUGUAGGUGGGAACCCUUUAAAACUGGACUUUAAUAAAACAACUGGAGCCACAUUCAUGAGAGCUUUUUCCAAUUUGUAUAAUGUAACAGGAACGUGGCAAGAAAAUUUUGGGAAUGAUCUAGACAGGGCAUCAUUCCAAUCUGGCAGUACGUUGUUUGCCUUUCAACUGGAACCCAACUUUGCGCAGCAUGGAGAAUACAUAUCCUUGUUGAAAACUGGAAACAUUAGACUCGAGGUUCAGUUUGGAUCAGCUUUAUCGGAACCUAUAAGCUGUAUUGUGCUGAGUACAAGUCCAGGAUAUUUUGAAGUCAAUUUACAGCGAGAUAUAAUUACAGAGUGAUGAACACAUCACAAUUAAUGUGUUGCAUAGACUGUAACCCCUUAUUAAGACAAAAUGUGCUCGGGGUUUAUCCAAGUAAUGCACUUCCGAGUGUUCUAUCCAGAUACCCUUGUGGUUUUAUCGCUAACACGGAUACUGAGUUUAAUGAAGGAAAACAUUGGUGCGCGUUUUAUUUUCCUACGUUUGGUAGAGCAGAGUUUUUUGACAGCUAUGGGAGAUUGCCCAAAUAUAACAGUGUUUACUUUGAAAGAUGGUUGAAUACACACACAACUAGUGUUUGGAUUAAUUCAAAACAAAUACAGAGUGAAAAUAGUAAUGUUUGUGGAUUGUAUUGUUUACAUUUUCUUUAUCAGAGACUGAUUGGAAGAAGCGCCAUGGAUAUUAUUCAAGAUUUUAACGCUACUGAUUUUUGUGUCAAUGAUCAAUAUAUAUUGGAUUAUAUGCUGCAUACAUAUCCUUUUUGUGUAACCAAUGCAAUUGUAUUCAAUCAAUCAUGUAAA